CCAAUCCUCUAAAUCAGCAAAGACUCAAUACUGACUCCCACUAUCCAAGGGGCCCCGCGGCGGGCGCCGGUUUUAAGUGAUUUUUGGCCUCUCGUGGCCCCUGUAGCGUCCCUAGUUACCGGGCCCCUAGUAACCACCACCCUAAGCAAAGAGCAAUCGGGCGCCUGCGGCCACGCCGGCUUCCCCGCCCCGGGCCAGCGCGGGCGCUCAGGCCUCGGCGGCGCGGUGAUGGCCGCUUCGCACCGAGCGGCGAAGUUGGCGGCCAGCAGUCUGCAAACCCCGGUCAAUCCCAACACCGGAGCGCGGGUCGCCCAGUACGAACGCAAAGACCCCUUGAAUUCCCUGUCGGCGGCGGCGGCGGCCAUGGAGGAAGAGGAGGAAGAAGAAGAGAAAGAGGCGGCGGCACGGCUGGCGCGGGCGCCGGCUGAUUUUAACACCAGCAUUUCUAGGGUGAAUGAACAAAAGCAUAUAAGCCAUGAGGAUUUUGUGGACUUUUCUGAUAUUUACCACUCUAAUGAAGAGUAUUUCAGGAAACUAGAAGAGCUGAAGGCAGCCCACAUAGAAACUAUGGCAAAGUUAGAGAAAUUGUACCAGAGUAAAUUAAAUUUAAAGGAAGUUCAGCCAGCAGUCACCAGGGAAGAAGCUGCUAGUGUCUCUUCCGGGUCUUUAUCAGAAAAGAACUCCUAUCACCCUAUCUCAUUAAUGACAUCAAUUUCAGAACCUGAUUUAAGUCAGUCUUCCUCCUUGAUUGUGUCUUCAUCUGAAGAAGAGUUGCCCAACUUAGAAAAAAAGUAUUCUGAGAAAAGCAGUAUGAUGACCUAUGCUAAGGAGCUCAUCAACAACAUGUGGACAAACUUCAGUGUAGAAGAUUAUAUCCAGCAUGAAGAUGUCAACCUGCCAGUACUUGAAAAACAAAGAAAGAAACCAAAAGAAUGGGUGCCAAGGAUUACAGUACCUGAGCCUUUUCAAAUGACAGUUAGAGAGCAGAAGAAAAAAGAAGAGAACAUGAAAUCGAAAUCAGAUAUUGAAUUGGUACACAAACUGCUCAAGAAACAAGAAGAGGACUCAGAGUGUAAGAAAAAAUUCCGAGCCAACCCAGUUCCUGCGUUCGUCUUUCUCCCCCUUUAUCGUGAUAUAGUCAAGCAAAAUGAGGUAAGGAGGAGGGCUAUGAAGGAGAGAAACAAAGAAGCUCUUUUGGCCUCUCAAAAGCCCUUUAAGUUUGUUGCAAGGGAAGAACAGAAGCAAGCAGUUCGGGAAAAGCAGCUGAAAGACUUUUUUAAGUCUAAAAAGAAAACAAAUCGUUUUAAAGCCAGACCUGUACCUCGAUCUACUUACGGUUCAACUAUCAACGACAAGUUAACAGAAGAAGAAGUCUAUAAAAACAUUAGGGCGCAGCAGAGAACCCAAGACUUUUUACAGAAUCCAUCCCCUCUGCCUUACAGUCCAGCUCGCAGGACUUUUGCUACAAGGAAGUCCAGGGGUCCUGAACAGGCUGAGAAGUCCAAGUAUAAACACAGGGUUAGGCGCCAGGCUGCUGAUUCUGAAGACCUACCUGAGAGGUAUCAGAAACACCACUCAGAACAGAAGUAUCACAAAUUCCUGACAGUCUGUGAACCAUGUGACCUUCAGGCAGCCUCACACUCAUCCACUAAAAGAGAGAAAAUUUUGGCAGACAUUGAAGCAGAUGAAGAGAAUUUAAAAGAAACACGUUGGCCUUAUCUGUCUCCAAGGCACAAGUCACCAGUAAGGGCUGCGAACACAAAGCCUGCACCCUGUAGCUGCAACCCUCCAACGCCCACGGUGUCCUCCCGAGGAAGAGAGCAAGCCACAAGGAGAUCACUUGAGGAAAAGAAAAUGUUGGAAGAAGAGAGACAUCGGAUCUUAACUAAGCAGAAGCAAAGAAUAAAAGAAUUGCAGAAACUCCUGACAACCCGGGCUAAGGCUUAUGACUCACAUGAGAGUUUAGCUCAAAUGUCUAAAUCCAGAAUAAAAGCUCUCAGAAAGAGUGAAAAGGAAAGGAUGAGAGAAUACCGACGAGAACUAGAAGAAAGAGAAGAAAAAUUAAAAAACAGGCCGCUGCUAUUUGAAAGAGUUGCUCAGAAAAAUGCAAGAAUGGCAGCAGAAAAGCAUUAUUCUAACACUUUAAAAGCACUAGGAAUAUCUGAUGAGUUUGUUUCAAAGAAAGGCCAAAGUGGAAAAAUAUUUGAGUACUUCAGCAAUCAAGAGAUGAAAAAUUUCACUGAAGAUAAAGAAAGCUUUAAUGAAGAAGAAAAAAUAGAAGAAAGAGAGAAUGGGGAAGAAAAUUAUCUUACUGAUACCAACAGCCAAGAUUCUUGCAAGGAAACAGAUGAAGUCAAUGAAGAGAAUGGAGAAGAGAAAUGUGUUGAAGAAUAAAACUGAGUCAAUUGGCAGGGUCGCCUCUCUGUGCCCCUGCUGUUGUUGGCAGCAUUGGGCAUCAGAAGCUGUGCUUGUGGUGUUAAGGACAUCUAUGAGAACCCAUCUGUUGUGUGCAGGCCUCUUGAGCGAAGUCCUCAUGUGGCCUGAAAAGGUCAAAUCCAGCUAAUGGGUCAUUUGAUCAUUUAGAGUCAGGUUUUGCCUUCCAGUUUUUAAAAUCACUGUAUAUGGUCUGUUUGCAACUUUGAUCUAUUUUUAAAAAAUGUUUGAGAAUCACAGCUGUCACAAACUGAUUAGAUAUAAAAGUAUACAUCACUUCAUUAUUUUGGGUGGAAAAAUCACUUAACAUUGAGAGUAGAGAGAGGUAUUGGCCUUUGGUGAUUUGUUUGGAAAAAGUGUUCUGGAAAGCAUGAAUUGAAAAAUAAAUAUUUUUAAAUUAUA
Molecule: messenger RNA, 2835 nt
Organism: Bubalus bubalis (water buffalo)
Lineage: Eukaryota; Metazoa; Chordata; Mammalia; Artiodactyla; Bovidae
Gene: FAM161A
Product: FAM161 centrosomal protein A
Exons: 7
Coding region: 229-2394 (721 amino acids)
Biological process (GO): cilium organization
Cellular component (GO): photoreceptor connecting cilium; cilium; ciliary basal body
Source: RefSeq, a predicted model, not a curated record